AUGGUGCUGGUUCUUGUUUACAUAGCACUCUUCCUGGACUAUACUCUGCUAACUGUUGUUGUGCCCAUCAUCCCCAGUUAUUUGUACGAAAAACAUCAAGCAGAAAUUAAUACUUCAACACCACUAGAGCUGCCUCCCACACCACUCCCUGUCUUUCCCCAUUCUAAUGACAUGAAUCUUGCACUUGAGAAGAGCACUGCAGCACCUGAGACCGGGAAUGAAGGUUUUGAACAGAGGAACACUACACAGGCAGCCACUCUUGACUUAAAGCCAACCACUGAAGUGACUCAGUGCAGCAGGAAUGAAUUAUUUCUUGCAGAGGAAAAUGUUCGCAUUGGAUUGUUAUUUGCUUCCAAGGCCAUUGUACAGCUCCUGGUGAAUCCAUUUGUAGGGGCACUGACUAACAGAAUCGGAUAUCACACUCCAAUGUUCACUGGCUUUGUGAUAUUGUUUGUGUCAACAAUAAUGUAUGCUUUCUCAAACACCUACAGCCAGCUAUUUGUUGCUCGAACACUGCAAGGAAUUGGCUCAUCGUGUUCCUCUGUAGCAGGUCUGGGAAUGUUGGCCAGUAAUUAUACUGAUGACAAUGAAAGAGGCAAAGCCAUGGGGAUAGCACUGGGAGGCGUGGCAUUGGGGGUCCUCAUCGGAGCACCUUUUGGAAGCGUGAUGUAUGAAUUUGUAGGAAAGUCAUCUCCUUUCCUGACCUUGGCUGCCUUGGCCUUACUCAAUGGAGUUCUCCAGCUCUGCAUUCUACAGCCCACCAUGCCUGCACCAGAGAGUCAAAAAGGCUCAUCACUCCUAACACUGCUAAGAGACCCCUACAUUCUGAUCGCUACUGGAUCCCUGUGCUUCUCAAACAUGGCCAUCGCUAUGCAGGAGCAGGCACUGCCGAUCUGGAUGAUGAAGACCAUGUGUUCACCUAAACUGCACCUGGGUCUGGUCUUCCUGCCAUCCACCAUUGCCUACAUGCUGGGCACAAAUCUCUUCGGUGUUCUUGCCAACAAAAUAGGCAGGUGGCUGUGCUCCCUGAUUGGGAUGGUGAUUUUAGGGAUCAGUAUGAUCUUGCAUCCUUUUGCCACUAACAUUUUUGAGCUGAUAGCACCUGGCUGUGGAGCCGGCCUCGCUAUAGGGAUGAUCGAUUCUUCGAUGGUUCCCAUAAUGGGCCACCUGGUGGAUAUUCGUCACGUGUCAGUGUAUGGAAGUGUGUUUGCCAUCGCUGAUGUGGCACUUUGUAUGGGAUUUGCUAUUGGGCCCUCGCUUGGAGGUGCUAUUGUCAAAGCAAUUGGAUUCCAAUGGCUAAUGUUCAUCAUUGGAGUCAUCAACAUAUCCUAUUCUCCACUCUGUAUCAUCUUAAGGAAGCCACCUGUCAAUGAAGAAAAAAUGAUGAUUUUGAACCAGGACUCUGCUGCAAAUGCCAGUUUUUACACUUCUGAGAGGUUUGGGCAAGAAAUCCUGAUGACAGAAGCCAAAAGUAAAGAAAUAGGGAGCAGAGAAUAA
Pristis pectinata (smalltooth sawfish) is the source of this 1497-nucleotide messenger RNA. RefSeq names its product chromaffin granule amine transporter-like. Lineage: Eukaryota; Metazoa; Chordata; Chondrichthyes; Rhinopristiformes; Pristidae. Gene Ontology annotation, cellular component: synaptic vesicle membrane; terminal bouton. Gene Ontology annotation, molecular function: xenobiotic transmembrane transporter activity; serotonin:sodium:chloride symporter activity. The coding region runs from base 1 to 1497 and encodes 498 amino acids. Gene Ontology annotation, biological process: xenobiotic transport; transmembrane transport; aminergic neurotransmitter loading into synaptic vesicle. The transcript has 15 exons. The record is from RefSeq and is a predicted model, not a curated record.